UCUCUGAAGAAGGUGUGCUUGUGGGACUCCCAACUUCUUCUGAUUACAGUCUCUGAGGACAAAACUUUUGCUCAAUCUCUCUGCUCCGGAUCUCUCCUUUGAUUCUAUCUCUCUCUCGCUGUGGAAUAACAAUGGGUGUGGCGGAGAGACCCACAGUUCGGGUCUCAAACAUCCCUCAAAACGUGACGGCCCACGACCUCCUUCACUUCCUCGAGUCCACUCUCGGCCCCGACUCUGUCUUCGCCGUCGAUAUAUUCACUGAGCGUAAGAACUGGAAAUCCCGGGGCUUCGGCCGCGUCCAGUUCACCACCCUCGAGGUCAAGUCCAAGGCUCAGUCACUUGCGCUAACCUUCAACUCCCACACCCUCAGGUUCUCAGAGACGUUCGACGACAUCGUUGUCCGCCCCGUGCAACCCAAGCAUCGCCUCGAGAACUGCGUUCUGCACGUGGGUUUCAUGGUGAAAGAGGAUCGCAUGAGUGUUCUAGAGUCGUGGGAGGGCGUGAGGGUUUGGGUCAUGCCUGAGAGGGGGCGGGUGGAGUUCUGGUUGUGGCAGGGUGGGGAGUGUUAUAAAAUGGAGGUUUUGCUUCCGGAGGUUUUAGAGGCAGUUGGGUGUGGUUUUGAAGGAGAUGUCAAUGCACUUCUUUUGAAGCUCAAACACGGGCCGAAGAUCUAUAAAAGAAUUUCUGGACCCAAUAUAUUUUCAAAAUUUAGUGCUGACCGUUACCAUAUAUGCAAGGAAGAUUUUGACUAUCUUUGGGUUCGCACAAUAGACUUUUCUGUUACGAAGUCAAUUGGACAAUCGACUUCAUUUUAUUGGGAAAUUGAAGGAUUAUCCGCUUCGGAUAUUUUUAAAUGUUUCCCACGCUAUAGAGAAGAUAUGAAAGAUCUGAUUUUAGAGGAUGGGGAGGAAUUCCGUUCUACAUCUACAAUUGUUCCUCUUGUGAAGUGCGAAUUGAGCUGUAACUUAGCAUAUGAAAUCCUUUUCCAACUCAACUCCCUUGUCCAUACCCAAAAAAUCUGUCUUGCUGGAGCAGGUGCUGAUCUGAUUGAGAUACUUAGCAGAUUAAACGUUGAAACUGCUCUCAUGAUUCUUCAGAAGUUGCACAAGCUGAAUUUCACUUGUUACGAGCCUGUAUCAUUUGUAAAAAUGCAAUUGCAUGUCCUAGGAAGAAACUGUAAAAGGGUUCCCCCAUCUUCCUACAAAAGUUUAGAUCCUAAUGUGAUGAGUUGUCAUAGAGCUCUAGUUACCCCAUCAAAGAUUUAUUGCUUGGGUCCUGAGCUUGAAAGUUCUAAUUAUGUCGUGAAGAAUUUUGCACCAUAUGCUUCAGACUUUAUGAGAGUGAGUUUUGUUGAAGAGGAUUGGGGUAAGCUUCCAGCAAAUGCCAUCUCCACAAGUAUCGAGCGAGGUAUUUUUGCCAAACCUUUUAGAACGGGAAUAUAUCAUAGGAUAUUGUCUGUUCUUCGUGACGGGAUUGUGAUUGGGCCCAAAAGAUUUGAGUUUUUGGCUUUUUCAGCUAGUCAACUCCGAUCAAAUUCUGUUUGGAUGUUUGCUUCUAAUGAAAAAGUAAAAGCAGAAGAUAUCAGAGAAUGGAUGGGGUGCUUCAACAAGAUUCGCAGUGUGUCUAAAUGUGCAGCAAGGAUGGGUCAGUUGUUCAGUUCCUCUUUCCAAACUCUGGUUGUCCCCAUACAAGAUGUAGAGAUUAUUCCUGAUGUUGAAGUAACCUCUGAUGGUAUUGACUACUGCUUCUCAGAUGGCAUUGGAAAAAUUUCUCUGUCUUUCGCUGGCCAAGUUGCUCAGAAGUGUGGAUUGAAUCAAACCCCUUCAGCAUUUCAAAUUCGAUAUGGUGGAUAUAAAGGUGUUGUGGCUGUUGACCGAGAUUCCUAUAUGAAGCUAUCUCUGCGUGGUAGUAUGCUUAAAUUUGAAUCAAAAACUAGGAUGCUUAAUGUCACUAAAUGGAGUGAGUCCAUGCCUUGCUAUCUGAAUAGGGAAAUUAUUUCCCUCUUGUCUACCUUGGGAGUGGAGGACCAAGUAUUUGAGAAACUGCAAGAGGAACAAUUGUGUCUGCUGGGAAAAAUGCUAUCAAAUAGAGAGGCAGCUUUAAAUGUCUUACAGAGCUUGAAUGGCUCAGAUUCUAGAAACAUUCUGGUAAAAAUGCUGCUACAGGGUUAUGAGCCAAAUCAGGAACCUUAUCUCUCAAUGAUGCUUCAAGCGCACUAUGAGAACCUCUUGUCUGAUUUGAAAAGUAGAUGUCGAAUAUUUGUUCCAAAGGGCCGGAUCCUGGUUGGUUGCCUUGAUGAAACUGGUAUUUUAAACUAUGGCCAAGUAUAUGUCCGUGUUACCAUGACAAAAGCUGAACUGCAAUCUUGGGAUCAGAGUUUCUUCCGGAAGGUGGAUGACGCAACAUGUGUAAUUGUAGGUAGUGUGGUUGUAACAAAAAAUCCUUGUCUUCACCCAGGAGACAUCAGAGUCCUUGAGGCCAUCUAUGAAGUGGAUUUAGAGGAGAGAGGUCUGGUGGAUUGCCUUGUCUUCCCUCAGAAAGGAGAACGACCACAUCCAAAUGAAUGCUCUGGUGGAGAUCUUGACGGAGAUCAAUUUUUCAUUAGCUGGGACAAAGAUCUCAUCCCAUCUCAAAUUGAGCCUCCCAUGGACUACACUGGGCGAAGACCCCGUGUAAUGGAUCAUGAUGUGACCUUAGAGGAAAUUCAAAAAUUUUUUGUCGAUUACAUGAUCAAUGAUACUUUGGGUGCCAUCUCUACUGCACAUUUAGUUCUCGCUGACCGUGAGCCAGAUAAAGCCCGAAGUAAAAAAUGUCUAGAGUUGGCAAACCUUCACUCGAUAGCUGUUGACUUUGCAAAGACUGGUGCACCAGCUGAAAUGCCAAGGGUUUUAAAACCAAAGGAAUUCCCAGAUUUCAUGGAGAGGAUUGAAAAACCCAUGUAUACCUCCAAUGGAGUAUUGGGGAAACUGUAUCAUGCCAUUCUUGGCUCAGCAACGCGUGAAAGGUCAAACUUGGUCUCGGAGAAGAUUGGUCAAGUAAUUUAUGAUCAUAACCUUGAAGUAGAUGGUUUCGAGGCCUUUCUUGAAAUUGCAGAAAGUCAUAAGGAGCAGUAUAUAGAGAAACUGAGUACCUUAAUGAAGUACUACGGAGCUGAGAAUGAAGAUGAGAUCCUAACGGGUAAUCUGCGGAACCGUGAAGCAUAUUUGCAGCGUGAUAACAGGAAAUAUGGUGAUAUGAAGGAUCGGAUUUUGCACUCAGUAAAAAGAUUACAGAAUGAAGCCAAAGAAUGGGUUGAAAGUAGCUGCAAAAAUCAUGAACAUCAGCAGCUGGCCUCUGCAUGGUAUCACGUGAGUUUUCACCCAAGUUAUUCCCGGGAAGGCUUUAAUUGCCUUAGCUUUCCGUGGAUCUUAGGUGACAUUUUGCUGAACAUAAAAUCUGUAAAUAGCAGAAAAGUUGAUGGAUAAAACAUGUAUUCAUAUUCUGGAUUUUAUCAGGAAGAACCCCAUCAUAUUUGUACCUGUUUUCCAAAAUAUUCAGUGAUUGGGAAAGUUUUCUGUACCUGAA
Molecule: messenger RNA, 3564 nt
Organism: Juglans regia (Persian walnut)
Lineage: Eukaryota; Viridiplantae; Streptophyta; Magnoliopsida; Fagales; Juglandaceae
Product: RNA-dependent RNA polymerase 2
Exons: 4
Coding region: 132-3464 (1110 amino acids)
Biological process (GO): siRNA processing
Cellular component (GO): nuclear RNA-directed RNA polymerase complex
Molecular function (GO): RNA binding; RNA-directed RNA polymerase activity
Source: RefSeq, a predicted model, not a curated record